AUGCUAGCAUGCGGGAUCCUGCCCAUGGCCUUUGUGGCAUCCUGCGUGCUGUUCUUCUACCUCGCCUCGUCGGCCAUCACGCUGUACAACAAGUACCUGCUGUCGUAUGCUGGCGUGCCCUUCCCGCUCACUAUGCUCCUCUUCCAUCAGGCGGGGGUGUAUGGCUUUGCAAGGGCCUUCUCCACUAUUACCAAGAGAGAAUGGCCUCAGUUCUCAUCGUACUCUGUGUAUGCCAAGCAAGUGCUUCCGGUAGGCUUGGCCAUGUCCAUCGAUCUUGGCGCCACCAAUGCCGCCUACCUCUUUGUCACCGUCUCCUUUGGCCAGCUGGUCAAGACUCAGGUCGCCGCAUGGAUCGUUGGCCUCUCCUUUGCUUUGGGUCUCGUCAAGCCGUCGUUUCUGGUGGCGGCAUCGUGUGCGCUGGUUGUGUGUGGCAUCGCUGUCUCGGCCUGGGCUGAUACCACCUUUUCGUUUCUUGGCUUUGUCCUCCUCUGCGUCGCCUCGCUCGCCGCCGCCAUCAAGCUGCUCCUCUUCCAGGUCCUCUACCAAAAGACUCUCAAGGACGCGCAUCCUGUCCAGCUGAUGGGCGUCAUUGCGCCGUCGGUCUUUGUCUUUCUCUUUGUUCCGGCCAUGGCAAUGGAGCUGCCCACCAUUCUCGCGCUCUCGCUGGAGAGUCUGGCCACAGCACUCGCCCUCGUCUCGCUCGGCGUCUGCUUUGCCUUUAUGCUCAUUCUCUCCGAGAUUCUGCUGAUCGGCAAGACGAACGCCAUCACAGCGCAGAUUGCGGGCUCGUUCAAGAUUGUAGUGGUGACUGCGGCGGCGGUGGUCAUCUUCCGCGACCCGCUCAACGCGCGGGUGGCGGUCGGCAUGACCAUCGCCUUUCUCGGCGCGCUCCUCUACUCGUACACCCGCAUCCGCGACAAGCAGCGUGCCGAGGCUGCGCGCGUAGCCGCCUCGGGCUACGCACAGCUCGACGGGUCCGAUCCGCUGCUGGACGGCCCGCUCGGCGCGCCGCUCCCGGUCGCUGCUGGUUCCGGCGCCAGCAGCGGCUCGGACGAUUUUCUUGUCGACGUCGAGCUCGACAUCCUCGGCGCCCGCUCCGACCCAGACGCCGAUGCCCAGGCAAUGCUCCUCGCGCCUGCGCCGCCACCGCGCCUUACCUCGGCCGCCACGCCACCGCCCAUCGAUGGUUCGUCGUCGUCCGAGGUCUCCAUCUCGUUGUGA
Molecule: messenger RNA, 1221 nt
Organism: Thecamonas trahens ATCC 50062
Lineage: Eukaryota; Apusomonadida; Apusomonadidae
Product: drug/Metabolite transporter superfamily protein
Exons: 2
Coding region: 1-1221 (406 amino acids)
Biological process (GO): UDP-glucose transmembrane transport
Cellular component (GO): Golgi apparatus; cis-Golgi network; endoplasmic reticulum-Golgi intermediate compartment
Molecular function (GO): antiporter activity
Source: RefSeq, a predicted model, not a curated record